Messenger RNA from Syngnathus acus (greater pipefish), 702 nucleotides. It is a transcript of the gene tmsb2, whose product is annotated as thymosin beta 2. The record is from RefSeq and is a predicted model, not a curated record. Lineage: Eukaryota; Metazoa; Chordata; Actinopteri; Syngnathiformes; Syngnathidae. Gene Ontology annotation, biological process: actin filament organization; regulation of cell migration. The coding region runs from base 154 to 291 and encodes 45 amino acids. Gene Ontology annotation, cellular component: cytoplasm. Gene Ontology annotation, molecular function: actin monomer binding. The transcript has 3 exons.
UCCCCCCUUUAAUACCCACCCUGGAUACAGGCAAGAGUGCACACACCGACAGAUACACUCAAGCUCCCUUCUCCCACUCUAACGCUACCCUUCCAUAUCCUCUCGUCUCCUCCAGUGGAUUUGAGCCCGCUGUUCGCGUGCAACAUCGUCAAAAUGUCUGACAAGCCUGAUAUGACUGAGAUUUCCCGUUUUGACAAGACAAAGCUGAAGAAGACGGAGACAAAAGAAAAAAAUCCUCUACCCACCAAAGAGACUAUUGAGCAAGAGAGAAAAGGAGAUGCCACACCUUGACUGCUAAGCACAUGAAGAAAAGAAGCUGGGAUGCCACAGCAAAAUGCACUUUCUUUUAAUUAUUACACCACUCAAAUAUUCGACUUCGGUCUUCAAAUAGGGUCCUCCUGAGCUCCCAGGGCUUUUAUCCUUUCAUGGGUUCUCUUUACUACUUGAAAGAAAAGGGUUAGCCUGGUUGCCUGUCUUACUCUGUUAGCUUAUAGCUAACAGCUCACCGAUAUUGCCAAACUGGGGAGUGGUGUUGUGAUGUAGCAUCAGGAGGCAGGUACCCAGACAAUGAGGGGAUGGGGGAGGUCCCCUAAAAAAAUAAAAAAAUGGAGAGAACCAUUGGAGCCAAACCAUUAAGAAUGUUUUCUUAAUAUUUUUUUUUUACUUUUCAUUUUGAAAUAAAUAUCAAGAUGCGGAACCUAA